GUGUUUUGCGAGUAACAUAGCCUCCAAUCACGCAUAUCCGUGUUGUCCAGGUGUCCCGUUGGCCUGUCACAACGAUGCGUCCGUGCAGCUACUUCACCUGCGUUGACCGAGCCACGCUAUGCCGUACCUUCUAUUCCUGUCAUUCAAACUACCCUGAAUCAUCGGCCACAACUUUACGGUCCCGUCACGCAAAUGUUGCGCUACCCCAUGUAUCACCAUCGCAGUGACACAAAAUUUCGAUGUUGGAGUCCUCUGAUAAGACGCGAUUUUCUCGUCUUGGGCAGCAGUAGCGCUAAAGCAACUUCGUUCUCGAGGAGGGAGAAUGGCGGUUCAAUCAAACUCGCAUGCUGUAAGCAAGGCUAUAACUUCGUCGCCAUCAUCGCUGGUUGAGGCUGGAAGUGCUUUGAUUCAACAAGGCGCCGCCAUCCUUCGAAGCACAGCCUGUCUCCCUGAUAUCGAAUAUAAUUGCGGCUCGAACUCUCUCUUCAACGCCUGCUGUCCGAGCACCCUUACCUGUGUGGGAAUGAACAAAUUUAGAUGUUGUUUACCAUGGACAAAUUGUGCAACUGAACAACUCUGCGCAAACUCGUCCUGGGCUCUAUUCGAUAACAACGGAUACUGUUGCUGCGAUCGCGACUCCUCGGGAUACAACCUAAGCCAUCAUCAAGCAUGUCUAGGCCAAGGGACUUCGAUAAGCAGCGGAACACUGCUGCCCACACUCCUAAUUGACCCUGCUGCUACGCCAUCGCUGAUUGAGACCAUUGUUCCUGCGGGAUCGUCUUCGAAAGCCGCCGCUAUUGGCGGAAUACUUGGAGGCAUUGUCGGAUUUGCCAUUGUCGUACGCGUGACUUGGGUCAUUCUACGUCACAAACGACGGAAGAGGCUUCAGGGCCUUGCAUGCGCAGAGGAUAGGCUUAUACAGAUGGCCAGAGAAGACAUGCGUAGAAGCCAACAGCUCGACAAUCUCUAUGCAAUGUAUGGAGAUGAAGGUGGCAAAAGCAGAUAUUUCGCUCACAAUAAGGAGCAAUCUGUGCGUCCGUCAUCUUUCGAGCUGCAGUGGUCAUCAAUCCAGUCACCCAGGUCUGGGCAGCCUGCAGCGAUCUAAGGUAUAGGUUAGGGAAGGCUAUCAUGUCAACCGAAGAAAAUGACGUAUUUUGGUACUCAUCUUUCAUGCCCGCACGAUAACGUCCCGUGACUAUUACAGUCGUUGACAUGUACGUGUCGUUCCUUCACAGUCAGUCCACAUCAAUGAACGCCAAGUUUGCUCCCCAAAC
This is a messenger RNA of Boeremia exigua, 1274 nucleotides long. RefSeq lists its product as uncharacterized. Bases 323 to 1105 code for a protein of 260 amino acids. Lineage: Eukaryota; Fungi; Ascomycota; Dothideomycetes; Pleosporales; Didymellaceae. The transcript has 3 exons. The record is from RefSeq and is a predicted model, not a curated record.